UAUACUACCUACAUCCGCUCCUCUGCAACUACACCACGGGCCAGCGGUCUCUGUCAGCCCUCCAAUCUGUCUCCAGUUCUUUCUAAACGCAGGCUCCCGGAGGAGGAGGCGGAAGAAAGAAGGCCGCCUCCUUCUCUUCCCCUCCACCCCCACCUCCCACCUCCCACCCACAGCCUCCGCGGCUGCGCAGCCGCUGUCCUUGCAGCUCCAGAGCUCCGCAGUGCCUGGCAGGGUCCGGUAGGGGAGGGUUUUGAAUCCUGUGCCUGAGGAACACCCCAGGACGCUGACACGGAGAAGUCAAAGGCUGCCUUGGAAGGCCCGCCUCCUCCCGAGGAGAUGCAGGGCCUCGGGCCUGAGCAGGUACAGGGACUGCUACCUCCGGACGGCAGGGCCUGGGAGACGCCAUGCCCACCCACCUUCCCCAAGGACUGGGAGGCUGUGGAUGUCGGGGCCUUGAGCUGCGACAGCGAUGAGAAAGAUGUGUCUUCUCAAGACACUGGGCUGUCUCUGGACUGGAGUUCGUUGGAUGAAGACGAUGAGUCAGAGGACUCCCAGGGCUUUAUGGAGUGGUCCAGAGCUCCACAGCAAACAACCAUUGUGUUGGUAGUAUGUGUGCUGUUCUUAUUCUUGGUUUUAACUGGGAUGCCCAUGAUGCUCCACAUUUAACUAUCACAGUAGCUGCUGUAUGGAAAUGUAAGCCCGGUGUCACUUAAGGAACUGUCCUAGCUGGAAACCAGGAAUGGGUAUGGAACAUUAUGAAGUAUCUUUCAAACAUCCGUUGAGAUGAGUUUAGUAUGAUCUUUAAUUUAUUUUACAGAUUUAUUUUUAAUUAUGUUUGUCUCUGUGUGUAUGUGCUUUGUGAGUGCAGUUC
Peromyscus leucopus (white-footed mouse) is the source of this 871-nucleotide messenger RNA. RefSeq names its product small integral membrane protein 17-like. Bases 337 to 666 code for a protein of 109 amino acids. The transcript is spliced from 4 exons. The record is from RefSeq and is a predicted model, not a curated record. NCBI's taxonomy places the organism in Eukaryota, Metazoa, Chordata, Mammalia, Rodentia, Cricetidae.